This is a messenger RNA of Colletotrichum truncatum, 1068 nucleotides long. RefSeq names its product amidohydrolase family protein. Gene Ontology annotation, molecular function: carboxy-lyase activity; hydrolase activity. NCBI's taxonomy places the organism in Eukaryota, Fungi, Ascomycota, Sordariomycetes, Glomerellales, Glomerellaceae. The record is from RefSeq and is a predicted model, not a curated record. Gene Ontology annotation, cellular component: cytosol; cytoplasm. Gene Ontology annotation, biological process: secondary metabolic process.
AUGCUAGGCAAGAUCGCACUCGAAGAAGCCUACGAAGUGGCCGGCAUGGAGGACAAAUCCCGCCGCGAAGCCGCCCUUUACAUCAACCCCAGCGACCGCGAUCGUUACAUGCGUCAGAUUAGCGAUGUGAACUCGGAGCGCGUCAAGUUGGCAGACGACCACGGCAUCGGCUACACCAUCGUCUCCCUGACGGUUCCCGGGAUCCAGGGCAUCGCCGACCAGGCCGAGGCCGAGCGCCGUGCCGCGGAGGUGAACGACUGGGCCCACGACCAGGUCAAGUCCCGGCCCGACAAGCUCGGCGCCUUUGCGUGCCUGUCGAUGCACGACCCCGCCCAGGCCGGCCGCGAGCUCACCCGCUGCGUCAGGGAGCUCGGCUUCCACGGCGCGCUGCUCUGCGACUUCCAGCACGCGGGCCCCAACGGGGAGACUUACAAGUUCUACGACCAGCCGGAGUACGACGCUUUCUGGAGAGUCGUGACCGACCUCGACGUCCCCGUGUACAUCCAUCCCGCCGCGCCGGCAGAUGUGGUGUACGACAAGCUGUACGCGCAGCGCAAGUACCUCGUCGGCCCCCCUCUCAGCUUCGCCAACGGCGUGAACCUGCACCUGAUGGGAAUCAUUUCCAACGGUGUGUUUGACCGGUUCCCGAACCUCAAGAUCAUCGUCGGUCACCUGGGAGAACAUAUCCCCUUCGACCUCCCUCGAAUUCAUCACUGGUUCGAAGACGUCAAGAAGCCUAUUGCCAAGGAAGAAGGCAACGAGGAUCGCAUGUGCAAGAAGACCGUCUACGACUACUUUAAGCACAACAUUUGGGUCACCACCAGCGGCCACUUCUCGACGUCGACACUCAGGUACGUGGUGGACGAGAUUGGCGCCGACCGCGUGCUUUUUAGCGUCGAUUAUCCGUACGAGACGAUCGAGAACUGUUCCGCCUGGUGGGAUGGCAAGGCGGAAGAGGUCAAGAAAGCCGUCGGCGGUGUUGAGAACUACCGCAAGAUUGGAAGGGAUAACGCAAAGAAGCUGUUGAAACUGAACAAGUUUCACGACUCCGACGCCCCUGUCUCUUGA